AAACCUUAGACCAUUCUCUAUACUGAUUCUCAAAUCAAAACUUUCUUGUUAUUGCCUUCAAGAAAAUGGCAUCAAGUUCAAUGUCAUCAUCUGGCUCAUGGAGUGCUAAGGACAAUAAAGCCUUUGAAAGGGCUCUAGCUGUUUAUGACAAGGACACCCCUGACCGGUGGUACAAUGUUGCUCGCGCCGUUGGCGGGAAAUCUCCGGAGGAAGUUAAGAGGCACUAUGAGCUCCUCGUCCGGGAUGUUAUGCACAUUGAAUCAGGGCAAGUGCCAUUCCCAAACUACAAGAAAAAAUGA
Gastrolobium bilobum is the source of this 299-nucleotide messenger RNA. Its product is annotated as protein RADIALIS-like 3. The transcript has a single exon. Gene Ontology annotation, molecular function: DNA-binding transcription factor activity. NCBI's taxonomy places the organism in Eukaryota, Viridiplantae, Streptophyta, Magnoliopsida, Fabales, Fabaceae. The record is from RefSeq and is a predicted model, not a curated record. The coding region runs from base 66 to 299 and encodes 77 amino acids.